CACGCCCUGACCGAGGCUUGCCCCACCUCCACCGGCAAGCCAAAUCCUCCUCCCCCCCCCCCUGCAUGGGAGUCCCUCACUUUCCGAGCGUCUUUCCUCCUGCCCUCCCCCUGUCCCCAUCCCACUCGCCGCUGAUGUCUCAUGUUGCCUCGCGCCCCCGGGCUAUUGCCCGGCGAUCCGCCGACUGGCGCACGUCGCAAGGGCUGCCUCCCUCGCAAACCCGGCGCGAGGAGACCACCGCGCGCGAGGAAUUCUCGCGGCUGAUGCACAUGUGCCCCCCGGCGGAGCCCAUCCUCAUGCGUGUUCCCCCGAAUUCCGCGGACUACUGCCUGCGGCUGACCUUCCUGCCAGCCGGCAUGACUGUGGAUGCCCUGCGAAGCAUCCUCCUUCAGUUUGGCCCGAUUUAUCGGCUCCGCUUCUUCGUCGAUGCUCGGAUUGCCUUUGUGCGCUUUUUCAGCAGGAUCAGCGUGUGGAAGUUGCUCCGCCAGCUGGAGCUCCGUGGCGUGGAUUUCUACUUCCUCCUGCCGGACGAGCGCUUUUUCGUGGUAUCUCCCUACCCGGAUGUCACUUGGAAGGAGGGCCCACCUCCUGGCGCACCGUUGUCAAUUUCGGAAGCAUCAAGCCUGGUUGAUUCGACCUUGGGCUCGGAGAACUGGUCCACCAGCAUCGAGCACUUCUCCUACCAGUACAGCCCCGAGGAUCAAAUCUUCUCGGCCUUUUUCGACGUUCUGUUUGUCCUGCGACCGCGUGGCACAAGUCUCCAGCAAACGGUGCAUGCCCCGCAAACGCACCAGCCGAAGGUCUUGCACUUUCUCGGGAAAAGCACCACCCGCCGCGAGGGCUUGCACUUCGAUGCAUCCACUCUCUCUCGGUUUCGCUCGUCCGACCUUCACGAGGAGGAUGUCGGCCAUGGUGCCAGUGGCGAUGGUCCGGGGGCUGGUGGUCCUGCCACACACAGCAGACCCGACAACCAGCAACUCGGGGCCUCCCCCUUCGCGGGGUCCAGUGUCAUGCCUUCCCAGCAUGCGAAGGACGAACACCCCCCGACCCAGCCGGGGGGGGCAUCACAGCUUGUGCCGGCGCACGAUCUCGCUCGGUUUUAUGCCCUCCCCGACAAGUCGCCUCUGUAUCACAUUCGAGACAUCUAUCGCGAGGGGAUGACUGGCGCAUUGUUUGAUGGGUUCCGGCGCUUCGCGCUUGUCGUCCGUCUGUCAGAUGGUGAUGUCUGGCCAAUCUUGGUGAAUCUCCCCCGACAGGAGGCGGUCAAGUCCGAGGGUGAGAGGGGCUCCCAGCCGGGUGGGCCACUCCACGGGAACUAAUGGACCUUUGCGAGA
Messenger RNA from Fonticula alba, 1334 nucleotides. RefSeq lists its product as hypothetical. NCBI's taxonomy places the organism in Eukaryota, Rotosphaerida, Fonticulaceae. The transcript has 3 exons. Bases 66 to 1319 code for a protein of 417 amino acids. The record is from RefSeq and is a predicted model, not a curated record. Gene Ontology annotation, molecular function: nucleic acid binding.